AUGUUGUUUAGCAUUGACGUUGCUUUGGUUUCUGGAAAAUGCCAGAGCGAUCAUCAAUCUUUGUUACUCGAAUUAAAGAAUAGUCUCAUAUUCGAUGAAUCUAUCUCUACUAUACUGGUGACAUGGAAUUCCACCACGGAUUGCUGUGAGUGGAGAGGUAUAAGCUGCGAUGUAGGUGGGCUUGGUCAUGUUACUGGCCUUGACUUGAGCUGUGAAUCAAUCUCUGGUGGUCUAGACAAUUCCAGUAACCUUUUCGACCUGCAAUCUCUCCAGAGUCUGGAUUUGUCUCUCAACGACUUCAACAUAACUCUGCCAACCAGGUUCGCCAACCUCACAAAUUUGGUUUCACUGAAUUUGCAUGCUGCUGGCUUUAAGGACCAAAUUCCCUCUGAGAUUUCAAAGCUGACAAAGUUGGUUAGUCUUCGUUUGUCUAGUGUCUACGAUGUUCCCAUGAAACUUGAAAAACCAAAUCUAGCAACGCUGGUUCAAAAUCUCACAGAGCUAACAGAACUCUAUCUUGAUGGGGUGAAUAUAUCCGCAAGUGGGCGUGAAUGGUGCGAGGCCUUAUCGUCUUCGCUGCCUAAUCUAAAAGUGCUGAGCCUGUCCAACUGCUUUCUUUCAGGCCCUAUUGAUGCUUCCCUUGCAAAGCUUCAGUCUCUUUCAAUAAUUGAUUUGAGCGGGAAUAAUUUGUCUGCUCCAGUUCCAGAAUUCUUUGCAAAUUACUCGAAACUGAUUGCCUUGCAACUUCCCAGUUGCGAGUUGAAAGGAAUACUUCCACAAACAAUAUUCCAGGUACCAACACUAGAGAUUAUUGACUUGUCAUCCAAUAUGCUCACUGGUUCAAUCCCAUCAUUCAGCACGUCCAAGAAACUCACCUACGUAGAUCUUUAUCUCAAUCAACUAACAGGUGAGGUUCCAUCCAGUCACUGGGAAGGCCUUCUGAAUCUCGCCUUUGUUGAUUUAGGGCACAACGCAUUGAGCGGGAGCAUCCCCUUAUCGUUGUUUGCAAUCCCAUCACUGCAGACGAUGCAGCUUUCAAACAACCGAUUUUGGGGUCAGGUUCCUGAGUUUCCAAACGUCUCUUCCUCUCUUUUGCAUACCCUGGAUUUGAGUAGCAACAAAUUAGAAGGGCCUAUUCCCAGUUCUGUCUUUGGUCUUGCAAAACUCAACGUCCUCAAACUUUCGUCCAAUAAGCUCAAUGGCACGAUGCAAUUACAUUGGAUUCAUAGACUUCGUAAUCUCACUUCACUGGACCUCUCAUACAACAACUUGACAGUGAAUGCAGCUGGUAGCAAUUCCACCGCGUCUUCCCUUCCCCAAAUCAGGGACCUAAGAUUGGCUUCUUGCAAUCUGAGAAUGUUUCCAGAUCUUAGUAAUCAAUCAAAACUAUUCCAUUUAGACCUUUCAGACAACCAAAUUACUGGGCUGCUACCUGGUUGGAUUUCAGCAUUUAAUAUUCUUCAAUAUCUGAAUCUUUCAAGCAAUCUCCUGGUUGGUCUAGAAAAACCUUUGUCUCUUCCUAGUCUUCUCACCAUAGACCUGCAUUCUAACCAGCUUCAAGGGAGCAUUCCAGUUCCUCCAUCAUUUAUUGUCUUUGUGGAUUACUCGAGCAAUAACUUCACUUCCUCCAUUCCCCAUAACAUUGAGAUCAAAUGGAAUUUAAUAAGUGCAGAAUUGGGAUAUGUCUUCGGGUUGGGAAUUAUUAUUCUACCUCUCAUGUUUUGCAAGAGAUGGAGAAUACGGUCAUCAAUUAUUAGUCAGAUGGAGUUUGAAAAUAAAGAACGAGCCAUGGAAGGCCAUCAAGGACAUCAGGUGGCUGUCAGAUGUGAAGAAAUAUGA
Molecule: messenger RNA, 1839 nt
Organism: Dovyalis caffra
Lineage: Eukaryota; Viridiplantae; Streptophyta; Magnoliopsida; Malpighiales; Salicaceae
Source: the annotation of a GenBank genome assembly